Spea bombifrons (plains spadefoot toad) is the source of this 991-nucleotide messenger RNA. It is a transcript of the gene SGCB, whose product is annotated as sarcoglycan beta. The record is from RefSeq and is a predicted model, not a curated record. Gene Ontology annotation, cellular component: sarcoglycan complex; sarcolemma. NCBI's taxonomy places the organism in Eukaryota, Metazoa, Chordata, Amphibia, Anura, Pelobatidae. The transcript is spliced from 6 exons. Bases 40 to 981 code for a protein of 313 amino acids. Gene Ontology annotation, biological process: muscle organ development.
UUUCUCGCUCCGGUGUCAGAGUCUGGGCGGAGGGAAGACAUGGCGGCGGCAGCAGAGCAGAGUUCUAAUGGCCCAGUCAAGAAAUCAAUGCGAGAGAAAGCUGUUGAACGCAGAAAUGUUAAUAAAGAGCACAACAGUAACUUCAAAGCUGGAUAUAUUCCCAUUGAUGAAGAUCGUCUGCAUAAAACUGGCCUGCGAGGUCGGAAGGGCAACCUAGCGAUUUGUGUGAUCGUCCUACUCUUUAUCUUGGCUGUCAUAAACUUAAUUAUCACCUUGGUUAUAUGGGUUGUGAUACGCAUUGGUCCCAAUGGCUGUGAGAGCAUGGAGUUCCAUGAGAGUGGAUUGCUCCGGUUUAAACAAGUCUCUGACAUGGGAAUAAUACAGCCGUUAUAUAAGAGUACUGUGGGAGGAAGACAGAAUGAAGAUCUUGUGAUCACCGGCAACAACCAGCCUGUCGUUUUUCAGCGGGGUUCAACCAAACUUAGCGUAGGUAAAGAUAAGACGUCAAUCACAAGCGAUGUUGGCAUGGAAUUUGUUGAUCCUCGGACUCAGAAUACACUGUUCAGCACAGACUAUGAGAAGCAUGAAUUCCGUCUGCCAAAAGGCGUGAAAACCUUAAAUGUCCUCCGGGCUUCUACAGAACGGAUAACCAGCAAUGCUACCAGUGACCUUAAUAUAAAAGUUGAUGGGCGCAUUACUGUACGUGGGAACGAAGGUGUAUAUAUUAUGGGAAAGACCAUUGAGUUCCGCAUGGGUGGAGACAUGGAGCUGAAAGCAGAGGAAAGUAUAAUCCUGAAUGGCACGGUGAUGGUCAGUACUUCGCGCUUACCUAGCUCUUCUGCGGGGGACCUGCUGUACGAUGAUGGAUGGGAACGCUAUAAGUUGUGCAUGUGCGCAGAUGGGACUCUGUUUAGAGUUCGGGUGGAAAGCCGGAACAUGGGGUGCCAGACAUCCAAUAACCCAUGUGGGGCGAUAUAUUAGAAAAACAAAA